CUGGUAUCCUGUAUACAGUUUACGUCAUACCUUUGGUUUCCAGAGAUAAAGUUUCAAGUGAAAGAGGAAGAUGUCUAAAAUGUAAACGUGAAGUGGAUUAUGUUUCACGCCUAUCAUGAUGAAUGGAGUGACGACAAAUGGGGCUCCAGUCACACCCAAAAGUGAAGACAAAAGCAAGAGAAAGGGGUCAGAUCCUUUGAUCUCUACUGCCAGAGGGAAGUUACAGUCACGAAGAUCUAAGCUCAAUGAUCAGAUCAAUCGUGAACUACGUAUGAGAAAUGGAGCAGAGAACCUGUUUAGGGCAACAGGCAAUAAAAGACUGAAGGAGUUGGUGGCUGUAGAGUUAUCUUUCUUUAAUUCUAAUAUACAGUUAUUAAAGGAAGAACUUUCAGAUCUGAACAGCAAUGUAAUCGUUUACCAACAUGAAAACUGUACCAGUAAUGUACCUAUGAUACCAUUAGGACUGAAGGAAACAACAGACUGUGAUAUAGAAAUACCUAUAAAGGACUUUAUAUUGGAACAUUACAGUGAAGAUGGAACUGUUUAUCAGACAGAGAUAGAUGAACUAUUACUGUUUAGAAAGGCAAUAAGAACUCCACAGAGAAAUGAAGAAGGUGUGGAAUUAUUAACAGAAUAUGUUAAUCAGUUGUAUUAUGUGGAGAAAAGAUUUUCUGAUAAGAUGACUGGUUUACAUUUUCACUGGUAUGACUCCUUAACUGGUGUGCCAAACACACAGAAAACGAUAGGAUUUGAGAAAGGCAGCGUGCUGUUUAAUAUUGGUGCUUUAUAUACUCAAAUAGGUUGUAAACAGGAUAGAACAAAGGAAUCUGGAAUAGAAUCUGCUAUAAAGAGCUUCCAGUUAGCAGCAGGAACAUUAGGGUACAUACACAAUCACUUUACAAACCCUCCCAGUAUGGACAUGCAACCAGAAUCAUUGACCAUGUUAGUACAGCUGAUGAUGUGUCAAGCUCAAGAAUGUGUAUUUGAAAGAUUUGUUAUGACAGAUCUGCAGGAUGGAAUGGUGCCUUAUAUUAAAGCUGCUCAAGAAGCCAUGAUGGUAUCUGUGUAUUAUGAAGAAACAGCAUUAUUGAUGUCAUCAGACCCAGUAAAGGAUUACAUACCCUACUCAUGGAUAUCAAUGGCUCAAGUUAAACAUGAGUAUUUCAAAGCUCUGGCUCAUCAUAAUAUGGCUUGUGCAAUAUUAGAUCCUAAUGAUGUAGAGGAUGAAUAUUCACUUCAGUAUUUCCUUUCUGCUCAUCUUAGUACUGAAGAAGAUUCAAAUGAGAAUAGCAAGAUGAAAAUCCCACGAAGUCCUGAAGAGAGACUUCAGAUAGGGAAAGCUCAUUUGAAAGAAUCUUUGAACUGCUAUGAAGAAGCUUUACGUCUACAUGAUUUAUGUAAACAACUUAGAAAGAUUGACACCUUCCUCGAUAUACUGAAAACUUCACACGAUGAAUGUUUAAAGAAGUUUUCUGAACUGGAAGAAGAAGAUAACUUCAGUUUAGAUUUUGUUCUAUCACAGACCAUCGUUCACAGGUCAGAGAGAACACUAGAAACCCUUACACCAGACUUCAAAUGUGUCAAGGUCAAAGAUAUAUUCUCCAGACUGGGUCCUAUUGCAAUAUUUAAUGCCAAGAAUGAGUGGUCUGCUCCACGGACUGUGAUUCUGAAGAAGAAUCAUGACCAAGGAUUUGGAUUUAGUGUUCGUGGAGACUGCCCUGUUAGGAUUGCUGAGAUAGAACAGGGAAGUGUUGCUGAGGCUGGUAGACUGAAGGUUGGUGAUUUGGUAGUGGCUGUUUGUGGCAGAGACACUAAGUGGUCUAAACAUGAAGAGGUUGUUAAUUAUGUUAGAAAGUGUGGUAAUUCAUUAGAGCUUAGACUGACAACACCGCUGGAAGUUCCUGAUUCCUCUAGGGGGUCAUCAUCACCCUGUACCCCAAGGUCACCAAUGAACAUGAAGGGUGAUAGUAUGUCUAGUCACAGUAUUAAAAGUAACCGUAGUAGACUUAGUGCUCCAUGGAUUUUCAUGAGGAAAGGUUCAAAAGAAAAGUCAGACAAGCCUGAAAAAAGUAAAGAGUUAGAAGAUGGAGAAAUAUUUCUUAGAUAACAAUUUGUUUAAACUGUUGAAUGUUGGUUGGAUAGCACACUUAUGAAUUCUAAGUAUUUAAGCAGGUUAAGAAAUCAUAAACUUUAGUGAAAAUGUACAGACAAUGCAGUGUUCUCCCCAGGGCCUUUUAGCAUCAUGGUAAUGUGAUGCUAUCUGAAAUGGUUUUCUUAUAGAUUGUGUUAUGGAUGUGAUGCUAUAAUUUUUAGAAACAAGAUGGUAUUUCAAAUUUCCCUGUUUACCAGGAUGCUAAAUGAAAUAUCUAGAGAGAACACUGACAAUGUACUUUUUUAAUGAUCUGUAGCCACAUUGUGUGGAAAAAUAAUUCAUUACUUUUCCUUUUAAAGUGUUUGAUAAUAAUUGAAUAUUUUUCACUUUUUCCAUUGGUUUCUAAUUACAGUGAUAUUAUUUUUAUGAUUAAUCAGAUAUAUUUUUGGAAAUUAAAAUAAAUUCAAUAUUGAUCAGAUAUUUUACUUUAGAGAUGUGAACUUGUAAAUGUCUUCCUACUUCACAAUAAUUUGAUAGAAAAAUUACAUUUAACCACAUUUUUAGGUUGUUAUAUGUGUAUUUUGAGUUUAAGGUAUUGUUAGAUUAUGACAUAAAGGCAAUGAUGGCUACAACUGUAAACCAAAGACAGCAUUGUGUUUAUAUCUUUGUUUUGUCUAGUAAUCAGAAAUCCAUUGUAUAGAUUGCACAUGGUAUAGUAUGUAGUAAGUUAUAUAUAAAUGUAAAAUGUGUAAUACAUGUAGAUGUCAUAAGUGUAAUAAUGUAGAUUUCGUAGUGUAUAAUAAUACAAAGUCAGGGUAAAAUUUACUUUCAUGCCAGAAAGGUUUUUAAUUGUUCAUAAUGUUAUUUCAGGAAUUACAGUUUUACCUAAAAAAAAAGUGAUAUAAAUAAAUUUGCAUGUGUUCUUUUAAUAGUAGAAAAAUAGCUGAGGUCAAAGAGCAACAUUUGGCAGAUGCUUGUCCAUGCAUAAAAUUUUGAAUGUCCUACGAUCUUAUGAUACUAAAUAUUGCAUUAAAACCAAUAAUAUAUUGAAGUGCCCCUUUUUGAAAACGUAUUUCUGAAAUAGCAUAAUUAAACAGAUAGAUACAAAAUGCCAGUAAUUCCAUAUUCAACAAUAAUAAACAUUUAUUGAACAGUGCAAUAACUUUUUCAUUUAUCAACAAAACCAUACACAAUUUGUCUUUUAUGAACAUUCAUUUAAAAAUUCGGUCUUUCUUUUAUAUUCUUUGAUAAUUUCUCAACAGUAUACAGUUUUCUUUUCUAUUAUCCUCUGAUGUAUGACUGCUACUUAGUGAAUAUUGAUUUUAUAUGUCAUUCGUUGAAAAUGAUGGCAUAGGGUCAAAUUUGUUUUAAAAUAAAUUUGAUGUCUUAUAGAGACUUAUAAGAGGAUUCAAUAAGAUUUCUUAUUCUCCACAUUGAUUAAAGGAGAAAAAAUAUUGUAAUGUAAUGUGGAAAAAAAUUAAAUCUUAUACAGUUGAUUUUUUUAAUUAAAAAAUUGUAUAUUUGUCAAUAGAUUUAUCACUGUUUUGGAAUGUCAGCUUUGUCUAUAUAUUUUUGCAAUGAUAACUUAGCACAUGAUUUAUAAAAUUGUUUGAAAUUGUAUAUAUUACAUUAAUUCUGUGCCAUGAAACAAUCAAAAUUCCCCUGUGUCAAAUGAAAAAAUCACUAGUUUUUAUAACACUUAAGUGCUAUAUAUAUAUUUGUGCUUUUUUUGUCCUGUUUUUGUGCUGGUUGGUAAUUUUGAUAAUUUUUGCAUAUUUUGUAUUUGUUUCACUUCAGAGUUAAGAUAUUUCUUUUGUUAGAAAUUUUGGGCUUCAGGCAUAAAAGUCCAUAUGAAUUUUUAUCCUUAAUAGAUAAUUUAGAUAAUCUGCAAUCAAUUCCAUCUUCAUGCCUAAUAUAUCAUGUACUGUGUUACAACUCUAGAUUAUACUGAUGAGGAAAGGUAACACUAUGCCACCGAAAGCUGAAUUUUUAGUUCAGUCUAGGUGGCCGAGUGAUCUAGAGCACUAGACACGGUGCAGGCGAUGUUGUUUCGAUAUCCCAAUAGUAUGAGUUCGAAUCCCGGCGAGGGAAGAACAAAAAUUAACAGAUUUAACAUUGUUGUGCUGAUAUUUAGAGUAAUCAUGUUGUCUAUACUGACAUACAUUGUGUCUCUAUAGACAUACCUAUUUUUAUAAUGACAUUGUCCAUACCAAAAUAAGAGUAGCAGUAUUAACUUUGAUUAGAGCAGAUUUUCAUUUUCAUUAAAGAAGUAAUUCUAACAUUUUUCCAGUAAUAUUGAUUGUCCGGUAGGCCUUUCCAUUUCUGUGAUAUAGCGUUAAAUGAACAGACUUAUAUAAGGGGUGUAAUUACCAACUAGUAUUGUAGUAAUUUACUCAUUAAUGAAUUUUAUUGCCAUCACAGGGUUCAUUGUAUAUAUAUAAAAACUGGUACUUGCCAAGCCAGUAUUGUACUUAAUGACAUUAUGUCAUAAAAAUGUUAUAUUUAUAGAUUAAUUUUAAAAGCCAUAAUGUAUUGGCCGUUUUAAUUUAAUUACAAGAAUAGUAAGUUUCAAAAUGAAAACAAAUACACUGUUUUUUAUGAUAUUAUGCAAUAUAUAAAUAUUUUAUUCAUAUUUCUAUUAUAUACAUAUAUAUAUAUAUAUACUCAGAUAGAUAGUAUUAUGACUUUGCUCACAUUGAUUCAUUACUUUUAGUUCUACAUAUUUGAAUAAGCAUUCUGAACAAUGGAUAUUUAACAAAUGGCAUACCAUUAUUUUGAUUUUGUCCGUCAAACAUUUAAAUUUAUAAUACCAAAUUUUUUAGAUUCUGAAUAGGCAUAAAUACAUAACAAUCAAAGAGGCAACCUAAAUCAGUAAUUUUUUAAAAGGAUGUUAGUAAGUCUUUAUAUGAUUUGUAAGUUGAAACGUAUUUGCUUAUGAAAACUUUCACAUAUUUAACUGUUACUUAAAUGUUAUCAAUACAUAAAUAUGAUUAAUGAUUUAAAAUCAUUUUUGACAUAAUCUAAUCAAACUUAAUGCUUCCAACAGAGCUUUUUAUUACUUGUUAUGUUAUAGAUAUUUUGUUAAUGAUUUGUGCUGUAUAUGUUUGUUUUAAGGUGAGAGGUCAUAUAUAGAUUAGUAGUACUAUAUACAUGUGCACAAACUAAAAGAAACUCACUGUGUAUAACCAUUAUUUGCACAAGAAAAGUAUAUAAGAUUGUUUUAUGCAUGUUUUUAUUUCAUAAGUAUUCCAUCCAAAAUUUUAUGUAUUAAAUAAUUUUCUACUUGAAAAAUUUAAGCUAUGCGUUUAUCUUGGUUUACAAUAUCAUGUAUUUUAAGAGCCACUCUGUGUAAAAUACCAAAGAAUUUGAUCACACUCAUGUAUCCGUUGACAGGUCUUUUUGAAUUAAACCUACUUGACAAGCUUUUUGUGUGACAUUUGUACGUGGACCUUAAACAACUAUUUUUCUGACCAGACCACAAUACUACCGGUAUUUAGUUUUCAAGCCAUUUGUUUUAGCUUCAAAUUGUGAAUUAUUUGAAUGUCAGCAUUGAUUGAAAAACAUGAGAAAAGAAUUGUCAGUAUUUUUAUACUUGUUGAAAUGAAAAUAAUUUUAUUGAUUAGGGGUUUCAACCAUUAAAGGCUUUGAUCAUUACACAGAAGGGCUCUUGAAAAUAACCUUAUCAGCAUUAUUCAUAGACAAUGGUAUAUUUGAUAAUCAAACUUGAUUUGGUUUUUUGGUCCAAACAUCAAUAACAGAAAUAGUGAUAUUUUAAUUUUAUUAUUGCGAAUACAGUAUAAAAUGCUGCUUGUAUGUAAUCAAUUUUUCUGUAUUAAAGUUGUAACAAAUUAACAUAUUUUUUUACAUUCAUGAACAUUAUUUAUAUUAACUUUCCAACACAAUGCAGCAUGUUUUAACACUUAAUUUAUCUUGCAAACAAGGUUAGUUUUAUUAUAUAAAAAAAUAAAAGGUAGUCCUGAUCAUGGGAUAUAAAGUGGAUGAUACUAGUGCUGAUCAUCUGACAAAAAAUGAUUGAUACUGGAUUUCUGGAAAUAUGAUAAUAGGUAAUGAAAGACAAAUUUGACAAAGUAUAUUGAAAAUAAUUGUUAUAACUUGUGUCCAGUCCCUUUUGCUAUUCUAACAAAUAAAGUAUGUUAAAACUAAGUUGGCAAAUAUGCAAUUCAUAUAACCAGAAUAAUUCACUUGUUACAACCUGCUCACUAUGAUCACAUUAAGGGUACCAGGCUGAAUACUACUGAUGUAGAAUUUAUCUAAUUUCCUUUUAACAAUCCUGCUAUUUUUAUUAACAUUAAAUGUUUGUUACAUAUAUUACAAAUAAUAAUGUUUUAUUAAACAUAAAAUUAUUGAUUAUAUAAUGUUUUGCCUUGAAAUAUCAAAUAACACCCUGGCAUAACAGAAAUUUUGAAUAGGAACUUGAUGCUGAAAUUUAAAUCAUCAGGGUCAUUUGAAGUUUAUAAUUUAACUAGUGAAGGUCAUUUGUGGUAUGUCCAAGGUUAAAAAGUAAAGGGUCAUGUCAGCCUAACCAGAGUAUAUUGGCCACAGUAGAACAUUGUAUACAAUACAUUAAAUAAAGUGUGUUUUUUUUCUUCCAAAUUGAUGGUUGUGAGUUAGUAAACUGUAAUGCAGGUUUAUUUGGUACAAAUUGAAUGAGUUUGAAUAUCCCUGUGGUAUCUUUCGCCUCUCUCUUAUACAAAAAGACCUUUUUAAAAAAACAUUUUUGAUAUAAUGCAAAAAAAUAAUAGCUAUUUAAAAAUGUGCUUGUUGAAAACUGUAAAAACAUUCAAUGUUAAGUUAUGGCUAAAUGGUAGUCAAAGUUGUUAAACACCCCCUAGUAGUAGUUGAAUUUUAAUUUGUCAAAAUCAAAAACGUAAUUUCUAGUUUAUUUACCUUGUAUAUUUUUGCAUUAUUUUAAAACAUGGCUAGAUUUCGAAAAGCUUUGAGCAAGUGAUAAUUUUAUUACAAAUAAUCAAAAUAUUGACAAAACUUAAUUUUGUGUUUACAUUUUUAAAGUAUAUUUAACAUUAUACCAUGUACUUAAUUUUCCCUCAUAUUUCAUUUAAUUACUUAUAGUGAUAACCAGUUAAAUUCUCAUGUAAUUGAUAUCUAAACAGUGCAACAUAGAUGUUGCUAUCCAACGAUGUUAGUAUAAAUCAAAGCAAAUACUAUAUGUGUGAACAUACACAUCCUAAUAAGUUGUGAAGUUUUAUAGAUUUAUUGUGACGUUUGUUAAAGAGGUUGUUAUGAAAUUGAUAUUUUAUGUUGAAUAUUUACAUAUAUAUAUAUUUGAUCACAGUAUUCAAUUAUACAAUUUUGUGAUGUUAAAGCAAUAAAAGCAAUAAAUAAAUACUUACAAUAUGA
Messenger RNA from Mytilus californianus (California mussel), 7471 nucleotides. Its product is annotated as rhophilin-2-B-like. The coding region runs from base 116 to 2107 and encodes 663 amino acids. The transcript is spliced from 15 exons. Gene Ontology annotation, molecular function: protein binding. Gene Ontology annotation, biological process: signal transduction; negative regulation of stress fiber assembly. NCBI's taxonomy places the organism in Eukaryota, Metazoa, Mollusca, Bivalvia, Mytilida, Mytilidae. The record is from RefSeq and is a predicted model, not a curated record.